This is a messenger RNA of Merops nubicus (carmine bee-eater), 707 nucleotides long. RefSeq names its product transducin (beta)-like 2 (gene TBL2). The annotation marks the transcript as partial. Gene Ontology annotation, biological process: endoplasmic reticulum unfolded protein response. The transcript has 5 exons. Lineage: Eukaryota; Metazoa; Chordata; Aves; Coraciiformes; Meropidae. Gene Ontology annotation, molecular function: protein binding. The record is from RefSeq and is a predicted model, not a curated record. Gene Ontology annotation, cellular component: endoplasmic reticulum.
AGCGGCUCCGUCUCCUGCCUGGACUUCAGCAGCGAUGGGAAGUACCUGGCGUCCUGUGCCGACGACCGCACGGUGCGGCUGUGGAGCACCCGGGACUUCGCGGCCCGCGAGCACCGCUGCCUGCGUGCCAACGUGGGGCUGGACCACGCCGAGCUGGUUCGCCUCAGCCCCGACUCACGGGCAUUCAUCGUUUGGCUGGUGAAUGGCGAGACUAUUCGUGUCUAUAAAAUGACUAAGAAGGAGGAUGGCAACUUCACCUUCACUGCAGCCUCAGGGGACUUCCCAAAGAAGCACAAAGCUCCCAUCAUUAACAUAGGAAUUGCAGAGACAGGAAAGUUCAUCAUGACAGCUUCCAGUGACACUACCAUCCUGAUAUGGAGCCUGAAGGGAGAAGUCCUGGCCAGCAUUAACACUAACCAGAUGAACAAUGCCUAUGCCACCGUGUCACCCUGUGGGAGGUUUGUGGCCUCCUGUGGCUUCACCCCCGAUGUGAAGGUGUGGGAGGUGUGUUUUGGCAAGAACGGCGAGUUCCGGGAGGUGACCAGGGCUUUUGAGUUGAAAGGCCACAGUGCUGGUGUCCAUUGCUUCUCCUUCUCCAACGACUCCAGGAGGAUGGCCACCGUUUCCAAGGACGGGACGUGGAAGUUCUGGGACACGGACGUGGAAUACAAGAAGCAACAGGAUCCCUACCUCCUGCUGACGGGGCG